UAAUAAUGUUUGCGUUAAUGAGUCAAAGGAGGGCCUUUAGGUCCUUAAGUUCUCUCUAUAGACAAGGUGCUUGCCAGUCUCUUGCUUCAAAUACGGCUUUAGCUAGAUACUUCUCACAAAUGAUUCAGAUUAAGCUGCCAGAUCUUGGAGAAGGUACCAAAGAAGCAACUAUAAAGGAAUGGUUUGUCAAGAAAGGGGAAGAAAUUGAUGAAUUUGAAGAAAUUUGAGAGGUGUUCACAGACAAACUGGUCGCUCAAAUCCCAAGCACCCAUAAAGGUAUUCUUAAAAAGAUUUAUUACCAAGACGAUGAGAUCUGCCAAGUUGGAAGCACUCUAGCAGAUGUGGAACUUUUAGAAGGAGAUCAAACUAAUUCAGAGGAAAGCGCAGAGGAAAAUAUUUUUGAUGAAACAUCAGCAGCUCAAGCUUCAAUGGAUUCCUUCAAAGAAGAUAAUAAAAGCCAGACAGGUGGUGAAAAGGUUCUAGCAACCCCAAGCACAAGAAAUUAUGCCAAAACAAAAGAUGUUGAUAUCACAAAAGUACUUGGCUCAGGAGAAGAUGGGAGAAUAACUAAUGCUGAUAUUGAUAAUUUUCUCAGCAAGUCUACAUCUCAGCCAAGAGGAAAAAGGCAUAUCCCUCAGCAACCUUCUCUGACAGGUGUAACAGACAAAGACCAAGUUAAACCAAUUGGAGGAGUAUUGAAAGGAAUGGUGAAAACAAUGACUGAGUCACUAUCAAUUCCCUUCUUCACACAUCAAGAUGAGUAUGAUGCGACUCAAUUAAUGAAAUUAAGACAAGAAUUAAAGCUAACAAACAAAAAGCUAACACUUCUUCCUUUCUUCAUCAAGGCAAUCUCUUUAAGUUUGAGGAAUAACCCAGGGAUGAACGUUCAUGUGAACCCAGAGACUGAUGAGGAUGGCUACAUCAAAGAAUAUGUGAUUAAGCAUGACCACAACAUCGCAGUAGCUAUUGAUUCUCCAAAUGGUCUCGUAGUUCCAGUGAUCCAUAAAGUCCAGAACAAAUCCAUAAUUGAGAUCAACAAUUGCAUCCUAGAACUCCGUGAUAAGGCAGCCACUGGAAAGCUAACAAAAGAAGAUUACUCUGAUGGAACUUUCUCUGUCUCAAGUGUAGGAAAUCUAGGAGGGACUUACUUCGUUCCAACUAUUCUUAGACCACAAGGAGCAAUUGUAGCAAUUGGCAAAGCGACCAAGAAACCUAAAUACAUCGAAGGUGCUAAUGAUCUAAACAGAUGGGAACCUAUCGACGCUAUUAACUUUAGUUUUUCAUGAGAUCACAGAGUUAUUGCUGGAGCAACUUGCGUAAGAUUCUCUGAAGAUAUCAGAAAGCUCAUCGAGAAUCCACAAAAUAUGCUCUUGAGUAUGAAUUAAUAGAUAUAAUUAGCAUGUCGAUAAAUUCAAUAA
Molecule: messenger RNA, 1418 nt
Organism: Moneuplotes crassus
Lineage: Eukaryota; Ciliophora; Spirotrichea; Euplotida; Euplotidae
Source: the annotation of a GenBank genome assembly